UCAACGAACAAUGUCUGCCCACGUGAUCCCAAUGUUUGUCAUAAGUACGUCAUAACACACUGAAAAUGUGAAGAAGUGAAACAAAAUCGGCAAGAAUUCAUUCGAACCAUCAAAACCACUCGAAACUCAUUCCCCUAACCAAAUUUGCGGACCAAUUACCCCUUAAAUCCCACAUCACCCGCCCGAAACGAGCGACGUAGUGAUCACCCUAGGAUAAACCCCCUGAAAAUUGCCACAAGAAAAUCCAAAAUACAAUGGCAACGUCCGACAGCGACGACUUUGAGAGUGCCGACGAGGAGAUAGAGUUCCGGGACGCCCCGAGGCCAUCGAGACCCCAGAGAACCCCAAAACGUUUUAACUCAGUGGUGGACUCCGACAGUGACGAUGACGAGUGUGGUUCAGGCUCCGAGAACAAAUCCUGGGCGUCCAACAUCUCCACAGGUUCCCGCAGGGCAGGAACAGCUGUUCCAGGGGGGAAGAACCUGUCCGAAGAACUGAGAGAAUCAGAGGAGUCCAACAGCUCCAAAAAAUCAUCCGAAAAGGGCCUAAAUCCAUCCCAGAACUCCAAAAGCAACGAAUCGACACUUUCUGCCAGAGAAAAAACCAGUUUAACUUCGGAUAGAACUGAUAAAACCGAUGACAUUAGUGAAAAAAAGAGUGAUUCAACUCCUGCACCAGCUAAAAAACAAUCAAUUAAUGAGGGAAAAGUGGAAUUGUCUGUGGAAAAAGAGAAUGAAGAUGUAAUUCCAUCGAGUAGAAGACAUCAAAGACCCGAAAAACAGCGCAAGGAGAAGCCCUCGAAGCCAGUGGGACUGGGUGCCAAGAAACUGGGGGUGAAAAUACCUGAAGAGAGGCCUCGUCCACCCCCUGAGGACAUUUUCACCCCUGAGGACAUACGAAGAAGGGCCAUCGAGGCUGGCAAGGAGCCCCCGAUGAUCCAGGAGUGCUGGGAGGUCGACGACGAUGAGGCAACGAAGAUCCUUCAGAACGAGAGCCAAAGUAGGAGCAGCUGGGUGACGAAGGGCAAGGAUUCUCCUGAGUUUGAUGAUGUCCCUGAGGAGCUGAAGUCCAAUAAGAGUUUUAAGGAGGUUUUCCAGGGGACGGUGGGGGGUGUGGGGGAUGGGUGGGAGACCUUUGGCGAUGAGGAAGUGAGCAAGGUGGAGGGGAAGGCUGAGGCCAAGGCGGUGCUGGACAAACUGGCGGAGAAGCAGGAGGAGGCUGGGGGGUGGGGCGGCUGGGGGAGCUGGGGCUCUUCGUUGCUGACCACUGCCAGUGUUGGGGUUUCUACUUUGACAAGCCAUGUCUCGCAGGGGCUGUCGAUGCUGGAGGAGAGCAUGGGGGUGCCUGACCCUGAGGAGCUCGUGGGGAGUGCUGAGGCGGUGGAGGCGAAAGAGGAAAAACCUUCAACACCUGAAGAACCUCAAUCCCAAAUAGGAUUCGGUUUAGGAAGUUGGAUGUCCGGAGUUUCCUCAAUCACGAAAUUAGUCGAAUCGACAGGAACCAAAGUGAUUACAGGAGGUCUAGGUACUCUAGAAACAAUCGGAAAGAAAACCAUGGAGGUUCUCCAAGAGGGUGACCCAGGGCUAAAAAAGAAACGAGCCUUCUUCAAGAAUGAGGUCAAGAAGCCAAUUCUCUCCCAAAUUCUCAGAGAAGCUAAAGAAAAGGCUGAAUCUGGCGAGAAUACAGUCGAAAACAGUCAAAUGACCAAAACAUUCGAAAUCCUCUUCGACGAUGCUCAGGGCCUCGUGCAUCUGGAGGCACUUGAGAUGCUGUCGAAACAGAUAAGCAUGAAGAUAGAACACAAGUUGGUUACUUUGGAAGCUGACGAAAUGAUGUCUGUACAAGAGACACUCGAGGAGGUGAAGGAACUCUGUGAUCUCGGGGAGGAGGAUGAAGAUGAUAAGGAAGGAGAUUCCGAGGAGACGAUCAAGUCCGCUUGUGCUGAUCUGGGUGUUAGCAUUCAUUAUGGGGAAUUAAAAGAGAUUUGGGAAGAAACUAAGAUAUAUUUGACAGAAGUAUCGAGCCCAGAGUCAACUGUAACGGACAAAGAAGUAUUUCAAAACGCGAUAUCGACACUGGCGAGACUCACAGCUUACUCAGUCGAGAGAUUCCACAAAACGGCUGAACUUCUAUUGGUGAAGGAGCGUCGUAGUACUGUUAAUGAGGCAGAUGCUCUUGUGCAGUUGACGAAAAUUUUAUCCGGCCAGAUCGGCACCGCGGCGAGUUCAUUUUCAAAGUGCCUCAAUGCGAGGAAUAAAAAUGGGGAGGGGAAGCCCAAGGAGUCUGAUGAUAUUACUACAAUUUUCCUGGAGGCGACCAAUGCCAGUUCAUACAUCCAAGAUGCGUUUAGGCUAUUGAUCCCGAUCCUCCAAGUGGGUGCACUCUAACCACUCCCACCUCAACCAACUUUUUCUAACCGAAUUUUCUACGAAAACAACAAAAAAAUGGUGUUUAAUCUAAUUCAGUAUUCUAUCGGCGAGAAUAAACGUCUUUGUUACAAAAACAUGUUCAAUGAUUA
This is a messenger RNA of Diachasma alloeum, 2518 nucleotides long. RefSeq names its product protein FAM114A2. The record is from RefSeq and is a predicted model, not a curated record. The coding region runs from base 255 to 2387 and encodes 710 amino acids. The transcript is spliced from 4 exons. NCBI's taxonomy places the organism in Eukaryota, Metazoa, Arthropoda, Insecta, Hymenoptera, Braconidae.